AUGGAGAUGAAAACUUUGGAGGGCGAGCUGGAGGAGCUUGAGAAGGGCGUGGAGCCUGCGUGGGAAAGCUUGGUCCACCUGCUCAAGCGCAUCGUCGACAGGCUGAACGUCGUUGACCACAUCAAGGCCGUCAAGGACUCGCCCGACCUCCGUGCCGCCGUCGAGGAUGUCCAGGUAGUCUCUUCUUCUGUCACACUGCCUGUGAUCUGGACGAACGAAGUCGUUGAUUGGUUAGCGCAUCAUCCGAUGAUGAUGUUAUCUCCGUAUUUCUUCUUUACUCCAUGA
Molecule: messenger RNA, 285 nt
Organism: Triticum turgidum subsp. durum (durum wheat)
Lineage: Eukaryota; Viridiplantae; Streptophyta; Magnoliopsida; Poales; Poaceae
Source: the annotation of a GenBank genome assembly